AUGUCAGGUUCAUUUUCAGAAGUCUACUCCUCAACCACAACCACCACCACCACCUCAAACUCAAACUCAAGUUCAAAUUCAACUCACACACCACUCAUGUCACCACCCUCAUCUACAAUUCUAGCUUUGCAAAUCGAAUAUCAUGUAUAUGAUGGUAACAACAACAGCAGCAACAAUGUUGUUGGUGGAACAACAAACAACAACCACUCGAAUUCUCAACUAGGAGGAAGUUUUACUGAGAAUAAUAAUAAUAAUAAUAAUUACUUUACCACAAACAGCGGCAGCAGUAGUAAUAAUAGUAGUAGUAGCAGUUUAGGCGGAAGUGGUAAAGACAACAACAGUAAUAUCAACCUUGGAAAUCUCAAUAUAAAUCACACGACAUCAUCAAACAAUUUAACAGCGUUGGCAGCAGCAUCCUCUCAGUCAAAUUCAAUUAGAAGGGGUCAACUAGAGUUGAUAGCAAUCACCAGAGUACAAGAGGCAAUACGUUUGAUUUCAGACAGGUUUUUGAAAACAUCAUCGGCUGAACAUUUCAACCCCUACAACUUUAAGCUCUAUCUCCGACAGCCAAUAUCAUCAAACUCCACCAUCAUCGCCAACACCAACAGCAGCAUAGUUUCAACUCUCAACAGUAAAUCUGAACUCUAUCAGCUUACUGAUCUCAAUAGAACACUUGAAUCCUAUAAUAUAAAUAAUAAUACAUCAUCAACAAAACAUACAAACAAACAAACAAACAUCAAAAUUUGGACAAAGGAUAUUCUUGUGAUUAGAAUGAAUAAAAGAUCAAGUAUACAUCAUGGUGGAAGUUCACCACAGAUUACACCAACCAAGAGUACAAAGAAAGAUGGAUUCUUCAGAUCUAUAUUCUCUUCAAGUUCAAGCAGUAGAGGUGCCUCUGAUGCCAACUCUGGAAUUACAAACAACGCAACUAGUCCAAACACAACAAAGGACGAUUCCAACAAAGGUGCGGAUUCUCACCCACAUCCAGCAACUGCUGCAACAGAAAUAUUGGCAUCGUUUCAAUACUAUGGAAAUGAGAUGGAUUAUGCAGAGUUGUUAGAGUUACAUCAGAAUAAUACGGUGGAGAAAAGUGGAUAUAGAAAUAGUAAGUUGUUGGCAAACUUUUUGUUGUAUCUCCUACAGAAUAUAUGUGUGGUGCAAUCUGUUUUUGCAAAGGAGAUAGCCAGUGUCAGUGAUACCGAUGAAAAGAUUGAACAGUUCGACAGAUUGCCACCAAAGAAUCGUGUUGUUUUCAAACAUAUUCUGGUGCUACUCAAUAAGUUGACCAAGGCAAACGAACAACUAUCAGAUUCAUUGGCCGGUCUGAUUGCGCCAUGCAUCAUCGAUUGGCCAAGCAGCGCAUCGACAAUGGAUCGUAUCGAUCAACUGACAUACUCCUACUUGAUCAACGAUAAACCAUUGAUCAAAGAAGAUAUCGAAAAACGUCUGAACCUUUCAAAAGAUAUUUUAAAUAAUUAUUCAGAGUAUAUGGUUGUAAGUAGAAUCAAUAAUAAUAAUGUCUUCCAAUAG
Molecule: messenger RNA, 1530 nt
Organism: Heterostelium album PN500
Lineage: Eukaryota; Evosea; Eumycetozoa; Acytosteliales; Acytosteliaceae
Exons: 4
Coding region: 1-1530 (509 amino acids)
Source: RefSeq, a predicted model, not a curated record